AAAGAAAUCAUCAUUUCCACCAAACCCCCAAAAUCAAUAGUCUCUUUAACGUGUAAACUUCAUCUUCCCUUUUUCUUCUUCUUUUUCGUCUUCGUUUUCUCAAUUACUCUGCUCCACACAUGUUGUAUCAUUUGCAUCAGAUAUAAUAACAAUAAACUUCAACACCUGUUCUUCAUUCUGUAUAACAAAUUCAUAUCUAUUCAACUUCAAUUUCUGUAUAUAACUUUUCAAUGGAGGUCUCAUCAUCUUCAUAUUCAUCACCGCUAUCCAUUUACCGACUCGAUUCCGCCCCACCCCUUCUUACCCGACCCGUUUCUCGUUUCUGUUCUAAAUCCUACACCCGACCCAUCCAACCCACCCGACCGACCCGACCCAGUACCUGCACCGCUUCAUCUUCUUCAUCUUCAUAUUUUGGGGUUUCAAUCGCUCAUAAACCGUUGAAAUCGAGAAACAAUUUGACGGUUUCUCGAAGAAGACGUGGGUCGUUUACUAUUGUAGCUGGGGUGUUCGAGAGAUUUACUGAGAGAGCAAUCAAAGCGGUGAUGUUUUCCCAGAGAGAAGCUAAGGCUUUAGGGAAAGAUAUGGUGUUUACGCAGCAUCUGUUGCUGGGUUUGAUCGCUGAAGAUCGGUCUCCUAAUGGGUUUCUUGAGAGUGGGAUUGGUAUCGAGGCUGCCCGUGAAGCGGUUCGGAGUAUUUGGGAGGAUGAAGAGGGUGAUAAGAAGGGGGGUGAUGCUGUUGUUGAUAGUUCGAGUUCGGGUUCGGCUACGGAUGUGGCGUUUUCGAAUAGUACGAAACGGGUGUUUGAAGCUGCGGUUGAGUAUUCGAGAACUAUGGGGUAUAAGUUUAUUGCUCCUGAACAUAUUGCUAUUGGUUUGUUGACUGUUGAUGAUGGUAGUGCUGGCCGUGUUCUGCAAAAGUUAGGAGCAAAUUUGAACGAGUUAGCUGAUGUGGCAGUGUCUAGAUUACAAGGAGAGCUUGCUAAAGAUGGAAGAGAGCCUCCUGCAUCUAGACAAACGUUGAAGAAAUCGUCUUUUGGUAAAACAUCCGGCCAAGAAAACGCAAAAGGUAAAAGUGCCUUGGAUCAGUUUUGUGUGGAUCUUACGGCUAAUGCUAGUAAUGGGCUCAUUGAUCCGGUGAUUGGGCGGGACACGGAGGUAGAAAGGAUUGUUCAAAUACUUUGUAGAAGAACUAAAAAUAAUCCGAUUCUUCUUGGUCAAGCUGGGGUUGGGAAAACCGCAAUUGCAGAAGGAUUGGCUAGUCGUAUUUCAGAUGCAAAUGUACCCGUGUUUCUCUUGACGAAACGUGUUAUGUCAUUGGAUAUUGGUUUACUAAUUUCUGGUGCAAAAGAGAGGGGGGAAUUAGAGGGACGUGUAACUUCCCUAAUUAGGGAGGUUAAAGAGUCGGGCAAUGUGAUUCUUUUCAUUGAUGAAGUUCAUACGCUAAUUGGGUCGGGAACUGUUGGAAGAGGUAACAAGGGAUCUGGACUUGACAUUGGUAAUCUUUUGAAGCCAUCCCUUGGGAGGGGUGAAUUACAGUGUAUUGCAUCUACAACUAUGGACGAGUACAGAUUGCAUUUUGAGAAAGAUCAAGCAUUGGCACGUAGAUUCCAGCCUGUAUUAAUCGAAGAACCGAAUCAGGAAGAUGCAAUCCGGAUUCUGAUGGGAUUACAGGAAAAAUACGAGGCUCAUCAUAAAUGUAAAUACACAUUGGACGCCUUAAAUGCAGCUGUCUACCUGUCAGCAAGAUACAUUCCAGAUCGAUAUCUUCCGGAUAAAGCCAUUGAUCUAAUAGAUGAAGCCGGCAGUAGAGCAAGAAUGGCGGCUUUUAGAAAGAAAAAAGAACAACAAACCGACAUACUUUCGAAAUCACCUGACGAUUAUUGGCAAGAAAUUAAAGCUGUCCAGGCCAUGCAUGAUGUGGUUUUAGCAAGCAGACGCAGCAAUCUUGUUGACCCACAGGAGACAGACAAUGAGACUGCGUUGACUUCAAAAGCUGAUGAUCAAGAGCCUACGAUAGUGGGAGCUGGUGAAAUAGCAGAAGUUGCUUCGUUAUGGUCAGGAAUUCCGAUUCAGCAGUUGACUGUUGAUGAAAGAAUGCUAUUGGUGGGACUUGAUGAACGGUUAAAAGAACGAGUUUGCGGUCAAGAUGAAGCUGUGGAUGCCAUCUGUCGUGCUGUUAAGAGAUCGCGUGUAGGUUUAAAAGAUCCUGACAGACCUAUUGCAGCCAUGCUUUUCUGUGGGCCCACUGGAGUUGGCAAAACUGAACUCACCAAAGCUCUAGCUGCAUCUUAUUUUGGCUCGGAAAGUGCGAUGCUAAGAUUAGACAUGAGUGAAUACAUGGAGAGACAUACAGUCAGCAAGCUAAUAGGUUCACCACCAGGUUAUGUAGGGUAUGGUGAAGGUGGGACCCUCACUGAAGCGAUCCGUAAACGCCCUUUCACUGUUGUCCUUCUCGACGAAAUAGAAAAAGCCCAUCCUGAUAUCUUCAACAUUCUUCUUCAGAUCUUUGAAGAUGGCCACCUCACCGAUUCUCAGGGUCGUAGAGUAUCGUUUAAGAAUGCAUUAGUGGUGAUGACAUCUAAUGUGGGGUCCACUGCUAUCGCCAAGGGUAGACAUAAUUCUAUUGGUUUUAUGCUUGAUGAUGAUGAGUCAGCAUCUUCUUAUGCUGGAUUGAAAUCGCUUGUGAUGGAAGAACUUAAGGCUUACUUCCGGCCUGAGUUACUUAACAGGAUUGAUGAAGUUGUUGUGUUCCGUUCUCUCGAAAAGACUCAGAUGCUCGAGAUAUUAAACAUGAUGCUCGAAGAGGUCAAGAAAAGGCUCGUUUCGUUUGGAAUUAGUUUAGAGGUGACUAAACCCGUAAUGGAGCUUAUAUGUGAACAAGGUUUCGACAGAAGUUACGGUGCAAGACCUCUUCGUCGGGCCCUCACUCUAAUAGUGGAAGACCCAUUGAGCGAAUCACUUCUUAGUGGACAGUUUGACCAAGGUGACACUGCUGUUAUUGACCUUGAUGGGUCGGGAAACCCGGUGGUUGUUAAUAAGUCUCGCCGGAAUGUCUACUUGUCUGACACGUCAACAUUGUCAUAGGUAAAUAUUUGUGGAAAACCUGAUUAUAAUUUCAAGUUUUUUAAUGUACAAAUGGUGAUUCAUAUUGAUGUUGUAUAAGUGUAUAUAUUAGAGGAAGGUGAUUACAGGUUUAGAGGUGCCAAAUUCUAUAUUUUUUUUUUCAGUGUUGUUCAAUAGGGAUAUUGUAUCUCAAUUCAUGUUUAAUGAACUUUAUAGCUGAUGAUAAUUUACUGAUUA
Messenger RNA from Helianthus annuus (common sunflower), 3299 nucleotides. Its product is annotated as chaperone protein ClpD, chloroplastic-like. The transcript is spliced from 12 exons. The record is from RefSeq and is a predicted model, not a curated record. Bases 231 to 3083 code for a protein of 950 amino acids. Gene Ontology annotation, cellular component: cytoplasm. Gene Ontology annotation, molecular function: ATP binding; ATP hydrolysis activity. NCBI's taxonomy places the organism in Eukaryota, Viridiplantae, Streptophyta, Magnoliopsida, Asterales, Asteraceae. Gene Ontology annotation, biological process: cellular response to heat.